Messenger RNA from Belonocnema kinseyi, 3657 nucleotides. RefSeq names its product protein pangolin, isoforms A/H/I/S. The coding region runs from base 1060 to 2847 and encodes 595 amino acids. Gene Ontology annotation, biological process: canonical Wnt signaling pathway; regulation of transcription by RNA polymerase II. The transcript is spliced from 12 exons. Gene Ontology annotation, molecular function: RNA polymerase II cis-regulatory region sequence-specific DNA binding; DNA-binding transcription factor activity, RNA polymerase II-specific. Gene Ontology annotation, cellular component: beta-catenin-TCF complex. The record is from RefSeq and is a predicted model, not a curated record. Lineage: Eukaryota; Metazoa; Arthropoda; Insecta; Hymenoptera; Cynipidae.
ACUGCCAUCGACAGUCGGCACCGAGCACCCAGAGAAAGUACGUUGAAUCGUAUAAUAUUUCGCGUCAAGUGCACAAAACUAAACUAAACAUCGCGAUAUUAGUGGUAAUGGGUGAUAUAAAAAGAAAAGGAUCUCGGUAAACGGUGAAAUUAGUGAUCACGAGAAUGGCCCAUCGAUAUCGUCUUUAUCAUCAUGCUGUCUCCCACUGUUUAUCACCCGCAAUGUUUUUGGUCGUCCAGUCGGACAAUCAAAUCAAACAGUUGGUGCAUGUCUCGUGCAACGGGUCAUCGCGCACAAGAUACGCGUUGCGAACGUGCUCCGUCUGCUAUUGCUGAACAACCCAAAUGCAGUUGCGAUCUCUGUUGUGGGCUGCAUCUUUUCAUCGUCGACCAUAACUAAUAGGUUGCGUUCUUUAGUGCAUUUGAAAAGGGUGAAACGAUGCUUUUGAUGAAGCAGCGGAGAUCUGUACACAUUUCUUAUAACUAAUGUGUCGCGUGAAAGAAAGAGUGUACGAUUACAAGAGCGCAGAGUGAAUAGUCAUCGACAAGAUAAGACAAGUUUAGUUGAGUUGUUGAAUGUGUUCCCGCUGAGAUAUGUACAUAUAUAUAUAUGUGCGUGUGUAUGGAUGGAUGCCCAAUGCCUAGGAUAGGACCUGCAGGCAUACCAGAUGUAAAGAACAUACACAUAUACGUCCAGAGAUAAGUGUGGAAACGCCGCCGCUUAUUUUGGGGCCUAAGUGUGCGUGGGAGAAGGUGCGCGGGCGCGAAUACGAAUGUGCGAAUGCACGCGCGCUGAUCGCUCUGUGCUUGUGUUCCAUGUGGAGUGACAAGAAGGGAGUGCUAGUGUAGUUUGUGGAGACUGCGACAACGAUAACAGCAUUAACAGCGGAAGUCAACGUUGGCGAGCGACGUGGGCCAGAGGGAAAGGGACAGAGGACGGAGAAAUUCAAGCAACGAGAGAUUCACCGUGCUGUCAUCUCUCCCUUCAUCUUCUUCAUCUUGAUCUGUACACCCACGAGCCACUUGAAUUCGCGAAGCGAUAAUCACUUUCUCGUCAAUUAUGCCACACGUGAACAGCAGUGGUGGCGGUGGCGAUGAUCUCGGCAGCGAAGAUGAGGUCAAGGUCUUUAAAGAUGAAGGGGAGGAGGAGAAUAAAACCUCGGAGAACCUCACCGAGGAGAAGAGCUCUCUCAUCGACCUUACGGAGUCUGAGGAAAAGGGAUCCCUUGCUGGUGGAAGCUAUGCAACAACGGGCAAGACGUCGGCUAGAUCCGACCUCAGUCCUGUCUUUGGAAAGGUAGAUCCAACGCCGCACACAUCGUCGUUCAACAUGGGAUAUCUCGUUUCACCAUAUCCUUACCCGAACGGAGCUGGAGGACCCAUUCCAGUUUCUAUGGCUAGUAAGAUGGGCUUGGCAGGUACGCAUCCGAGCGGAUUACCUUUUUUCUGCCCGAAUGGGGAUCAUCUAACUCAACCACCACCAGCACAUAUGGGCAUUCCACCUUACGGUGCAUUGGAUCCGAGCAAGGCGGCCGCGGCGGCCGGUGAGUACUGGCCUGCAGUUCCAUAUUCUGCGGGUACAUCCCCUCACUCUGUACACUGGAAACGACUUCUUGCCGCAGCAGCCUCCACAGGUCUUACUAGAGCUCCAAUGUACCCUUUCUCUGCGGGACAGUAUCCAUAUUCUAUGCUUAGUCCAGAAAUGUCUCAAGUCGCCGCUUCCUGGCACACGCCAAGCAUGUACCCAAUGUCUCCGACAAGUGCCGGAUUUCGAAGUCCUUAUCCAACGAGUUUGCCUAUUAGUGGUUCCAGCUUAACAAGUGAUCUCUAUAGAUUUUCACCAACGGGCCUAAUGCCGCCACAUCCAGGCUUAAGUCCGCACGCACAUGCAUUAGCAUCUCAUGCACUAGUAUCUUCUGCGCCAAAAACGGAGCAUUCCAAUCUAGAUCUCAAUCAUAGGUCAACAAUUGAACAAAAAAACACUUCGUCAUUGUCGACAGAUAAUGCAAAGACGCAAGAUACAGGACAACAGAAUAAUCCAGAUAAAAAGAAACCACACAUAAAAAAGCCUUUAAAUGCAUUUAUGUUGUACAUGAAAGAGAUGAGGGCGAAAGUAGUGGCGGAAUGUACCUUAAAGGAAAGUGCUGCAAUAAACCAAAUAUUGGGCAGGCGGUGGCACUCGCUAAGUCGUGAGGAGCAGGCGCGGUAUUAUGAGGCGGCCAGACAGGAACGCCAUCUCCACCAACAGCGUUACCCCGGCUGGAGUGCCAGGGAUAAUUAUGGAUACGGCAGCAAGAAGAAGAAGAGGAAGAAAGAGCGAUCCGCAGAUCCCACCGGAGGUAACAAUAUGAAGAAAUGUCGUGCAAGGUAUGGAUUGGAUCAGCAAAGUCAGUGGUGCAAACCUUGCAGACGUAAGAAGAAAUGUAUCAGGUAUAUGGGGGAGGGAGGUGAUGGCGAUGGCGAAGGCGAAGGUGACGGAGAAGACGAUCAUUCCGAGGAUAAUUUAGGCAGUGUAGGAGAAGCAGGUACUCCGGAAGAGGAUGAAUCUUUGAGCAGUCCAGGAGGUCUAUCUGGAUUGUCGAGUCUUGCGAGUCCAUCUUUGGUGUUACCAUCUCCAUCGAGCUUAGCAAGUCCAUGUCCAUGUCCGUUGACACCACCUGUGCCUUCUUCAUCUCUGUCGAAUUCAAAUUCAGCGCAAACCGCGCCGCCACAUCGGAAUCCUGUUGGAACUAAUCCCCACGAUAUUAACAACCCGUUAAGCGUUAAUCAGUUAACAGGGCAAUGUAUAAAAAGUGAGGUAGGUUCAGCGCCCUCGGGUCCUUCUAAUCCAGCGAUUAGUGUUACGUAGCCCCGGCCAACCCCAAGUGACAAGACUGUACCAUUUGAUGUCAUCGGGGUUUGUCUACGCGUAGAUUCUAAAAGCUUAGGUACUGAGAACUCUUACGGCCGAGUGCAAUGCUGGCUCUUGGAGAUUGCGUCGGCAAAACAAAGGCUUUCGCAAAUCAUGUCAUUGGUUUGUAUUGAUGAUUUUUGUUUAAGAUUCAUUGAUUCAAUUAAAGCUUCAACAAUGAAUCUUGAACAAUGAAAGUAAAUGUUAAUAAUUGUAAAUUGGAGUCUCUGAAAAUCCGUGUGCCUUUGGUCGCGAUAAUGUCUCCAAGUGUAUCACGAUCGGUUUAGAAAGGAAAGUGCAAUAACUAAUCUUACUAAGCGAUCGUCAAUUAACUAAUGUCCAAAGCCGAUUUGUGAAAGCAAUAAGAACAAUGUAAAGUCAAAAGUAAUAACGGAUGAUACAGAAAUACUCAGGACCAAGUGUUUAGCUGCUGUCACUCACUCGAGGAAUCGUGUGUAAUAAACGUGUGAUUAAGUGUUCGUCAAGUGCGAGUGACGUGCGGCAGCUUGUAGUCCUUGUUAUGUUGUGAUGCCAAUGACUGAGAGGUCAUGUUCCUGUGCCAGGUACUAUAUUCUAGAAUAGUAGUUUUAUCGCAGACAUAAUUAAGAAAUUCAGCGAUAAUGAUUAUUAUCGUUCGUUCAUUCAAACGUCAUUUGUCAAAUACUUAUUUUCUGUAUGUAAUUUGUUAUUUUUUUUAAAGUCUAUGCACACAUCGCAAUUACUUAUAAUGUAAGAAGACUCCUCGAGAAGAUGUUACUUUUUACAGUU